AUGGGGUUGGCAGGUUGUGCCCCAACUGAUGACUACUGGGCUAAUCUCAGACCACUGGUUAGCGCAUUGGUGAACAGAUUUGGCUGCCGCCGAGUGACUAUCACGGGGAGUUUACUAGCGUCGUUCUCAAUAUUCGUCAGCACUUUCUCCCCCAACAUCUACAUCAUGAUAGUGACCCUGGGGUUCUUGACCGGUCUUGGGAUAGGCAUGAUGUACAUCCCUGCCAUCAUCAUAAUUGGAUUUUAUUUUGAACGACGCCGGGCACUUGCUAAUGGACUAGGGAUGUGCGGUUCUGGCAUCGGGUUCUUUGCGUAUGCGCCUCUCACGAAGUACCUGUUCGAGAUAUUCUAUUGGAAAGGUGGUCUGAUUAUCAUAGCCGGUAUAACCCUGCACGGAGUUAUUUCUGGGGCCGUCUACAGGACUAUCGAGGAGGACGAUGAGGAGGACGAAAGCGAUCUCACUACGAAGCCACGUCAACAGGGUAAAAAUGGAACACUUUAA
Molecule: messenger RNA, 501 nt
Organism: Lingula anatina
Lineage: Eukaryota; Metazoa; Brachiopoda; Lingulata; Lingulida; Lingulidae
Product: monocarboxylate transporter 12
Biological process (GO): transmembrane transport; monocarboxylic acid transport
Molecular function (GO): monocarboxylic acid transmembrane transporter activity
Source: RefSeq, a predicted model, not a curated record